CAAGGGCAAUAACAGCAGGACCCGUAGCUACAGCUACUGUAAAACUGAGUCAAAAUGACCUCCACCGGCAUGAACAUGAUGAGCAAGAUCACCUUCUACGAGGACAGGAACUUCAUGGGACGUUCCUAUGAGUGUAUGAACGACAUGUCCGACAUGUCCUCCUACAUGUCCCGCUGCCACUCCUGCAGGGUGGAGAGAGGUUGCUUCAUGGUCUACGACCGCACCAACUACAUGGGUAACCAGUACUUCAUGAGGAGGGGCGAGUACGCCGACUACAUGAGCAUGUUUGGCUGGAGCGACAGCAUCAGGUCCUGUCGUAUGAUCCCCAUGUACAGAGGAAGCUACAGGAUGAGGAUCUACGAGAGGGAGAACUUCGGUGGCCAGAUGCAUGAGAUGAUGGACGACUGUGACUCUAUCAUGGAUCGUUACCGCAUGAACAACUGCAUGUCCUGCAACGUGAUGGAGGGCCACUGGCUGAUGUACGAGCAGCCCAACUACAGAGGCAGAAUGUGGUACAUGAGGCCUGGCGAGUACAGGAACUUCCACCAGAUGAUGGGAGGCAUGGGAGGCAUGGGAGGCAUGGGCAACAUGAGGUUCAUGAGCAUGAGGCGCAUCAAUGACUCUUUCUACUAGACAGUAUUUUAAAAUGUGAACUUCAUGGGACGUUCCUAUGAGUGUAUGAACGACAUGUCCGACAUGUCCUCCUACAUGUCCCGCUGCCACUCCUGCAGGGUGGAGAGAGGUUGCUUCAUGGUCUACGACCGCACCAACUACAUGGGUAACCAGUACUUCAUGAGGAGGGGCGAGUACGCCGACUACAUGAGCAUGUUUAACUGGAGCGACUGCAUCAGGUCCUGCCGUAUGAUCCCCAUGCACAGAGGAAGCUACAGGAUGAGGAUCUACGAGAGGGAGAACUUCGGUGGCCAAAUGCAUGAGAUGAUGGACGACUGUGACAACAUCAUGGAUCGUUACCGCAUGAACAACUGCAUGUCCUGCAACGUGAUGGACGGCCACUGGCUGAUGUACGAUCAGGCCAACUACAGAGGCAGAAUGUGGUACAUGAGGCCUGGCGAGUACAGGAACUUCAAUCAGAUGAUGGGAGGCAUGGGAGGCAUGGGAGGCAUGGGCAACAUGAAGUUCAUGAGCAUGAGGCGCAUCAAUGACUCUUUCUACUAGACAUUAUUUAAAAAUGUGCUGACAUGAAGAUCUCAAUGAACCCAUGAUUUUGAAAUAAACACUUUUGCCUACAAACCUUUGU
Osmerus eperlanus (European smelt) is the source of this 1258-nucleotide messenger RNA. RefSeq names its product beta/gamma crystallin domain-containing protein 2-like. Gene Ontology annotation, molecular function: structural constituent of eye lens. Gene Ontology annotation, biological process: lens development in camera-type eye; visual perception. The record is from RefSeq and is a predicted model, not a curated record. NCBI's taxonomy places the organism in Eukaryota, Metazoa, Chordata, Actinopteri, Osmeriformes, Osmeridae. The transcript has 5 exons.